Messenger RNA from Phyllostomus discolor (pale spear-nosed bat), 1910 nucleotides. RefSeq names its product RFNG O-fucosylpeptide 3-beta-N-acetylglucosaminyltransferase (gene RFNG). Gene Ontology annotation, molecular function: O-fucosylpeptide 3-beta-N-acetylglucosaminyltransferase activity. The record is from RefSeq and is a predicted model, not a curated record. Lineage: Eukaryota; Metazoa; Chordata; Mammalia; Chiroptera; Phyllostomidae. Gene Ontology annotation, biological process: regulation of Notch signaling pathway; pattern specification process. The transcript has 8 exons. Bases 147 to 1154 code for a protein of 335 amino acids. Gene Ontology annotation, cellular component: Golgi membrane.
GCAUCUUCGCCCACCCCGCCGCGGCGCGCCGUCCGCUUCCGGGGCAGCGCGGCUGGCUGCUUCCGGGUCGCGGCGCGGGCGGGGUGGCUCUUAAAGGGGCCGCGGCGCGCGCUUGGCCCGGGCGCUGCCGGCCGGUCGGCGGCCGCAUGAGCCGUGUGCGGGGGGCGCUGUGUCGGGCCUGCCUCGCGCUGGCCGCGGCCCUGGCCGCUCUGCUCCUACUGCCGCUGCCGCUGCCCCGCGCGCCCGCCCCCGCCCCGGCCCCGGCCCGGACCUCCGGCCCCGGCCCGCGCGCGCCACCCGCCCGCGCCCCCGUCCCCCGCCUGCGGCCUGAGGACGUCUUCAUCGCCGUGAAGACCACCCGGAAGAACCACGGGCCGCGCCUGGGGCUGCUGCUGCGCACGUGGAUCUCCCGGGCCCGCCGACAGACCUUCAUCUUCACGGAUGGAGAUGACCCUGACCUGCAGCGCCAGGGAGGCAGCCACAUCAUCAACACCAACUGCUCGGCCGUGCACACCCGCCAGGCGCUGUGCUGCAAGAUGUCGGUGGAGUACGACAAGUUCAUCGAGUCCGGGCGCAAGUGGUUCUGCCAUGUGGACGACGACAACUAUGUGAACGCCGAGGGCCUGCUGCAGCUGCUGUCCGCCUUCUCCCCCAGCCAGGACGUGUACCUGGGGCGGCCCAGCCUGGACCACCCCAUCGAGGCUGCCGAGCGGGUCCAGGGAGGUGGCACCGUGACCACUGUCAAGUUCUGGUUCGCCACCGGGGGAGCUGGGUUCUGCCUCAGCAGGGGCCUCGCCCUGAAGAUGAGCCCGUGGGCCAGCCUGGGCAGCUUCAUGAGCACGGCGGAGCGGCUGAGGCUGCCGGACGACUGCACGGUGGGCUACAUCGCGGAGGGGAUGCUGGGGGCGCGCCUGCGGCACAGCUCGCUCUUCCACUCCCACCUGGAGAACCUGCGUCGGCUGCCACCCGACACCGUGCUCCAGCAGGUGACCUUGAGCUACGGGGGUCCCGAGAACCCACGGAACGUGGUGAACGUGGCUGGAGCCUUCAGCCUGCAGCAGGACCCCACCCGGUUCAAGUCCGUCCACUGCCUCCUCUACCCGGACACGGACUGGUGUCCUGUGCAGAAGCGGGGUGACCUUGCCUCUCAGUGAUCCUCAACCCCUGACCUCGGGGUUGGCUUUUGGGCAGUGCCUGUUCCUUCCCGGCCUCAGUCGACUCCCUUAGGCGCUCACGGCCACAGCCACAGCCACGUCCAGGAAGACUUGCGCGGCCCACAGACAAGGCCCCUGGCAGGGCCAGUCACCAGGCACUCCAGGGAGCAGGGUCAGCGCUGCCUGCCCUGCCCACAUCAGAUGCUCGCCCCACCCCCACCCAGGUCUGGGGCUGGGAGGGUCUGGGGUCAGUGUCCUGGAAGGACUCUCCCUGGGGGGAAGGGAGCCCUGGGCAGGCCCAGCCCUGAGGAGUGCGCUCCAGGCCGGGUCCUGCACGGAGUUCUCUUCAGAGGCCUUAACUCUUCAGGGAGCCUGCCCUCCCUGCGCCCGCGGUCUCGAGGUAGCCCCCCCCGGCCCCCCCGUCAGCUGGGCCCUCCGGCAUUUCCAUGUAGAAGCCACCUUGCUGGGGGGCCCUUAGCCGAGGCUCCUCUGGGGCUCCUCGGCCAGACCCCGCACCAGGGGCCUCAGAGUCACUCCUGUGCCCUCGCUCGGGGUCCGUGCCGGCCCUCCGCCCCUGGCUCCAGCUCCACGAGACCGGGGGCCUCCCGUGCAGCCCUGCUGCGGCACAGCCCCCGGCUCGCGCGGACCCGACCCACCUGCCGGUGCCUUUCCGGGAGGGGAGAGCGGUGCGGGCCCGCGGCCCCUCCCCGGCCUCUCCCGUGCUGUUGCAAUAAGUGAAUAAAAGUGCGAUUGUUA